CAUGGAUGAAAAGAAAGGAAAGGAAACUAUUCGCCAAUUAGAAGCGAGACAUAUUCCCAAGAGGAGUUCGGAUGAAGAGGAUGAAGAAAACGUCAUUAAAAAACUUGCUAAGCAGAAUAUAGGUGAUAUUUCUCCUCCUGCUUUACCAUCUCAACCUCCUCCGAUACCGCCCUCAUCUCCUCCACCAUUGGACGAUAAUCGUCCACCUUCCCUGUCUAAGGGAUUUUCACCGAUGAAUAUCCCAUCUGUUGAUGAGGAAGAGGAACCGUCACCAUAUCGUAGUGGACCACCACCAUUGGCCGAUGAAGAAGUAUUCUCAGAGGAGGAGGAACACAAGUUUGAAAUAAAAGAAUAUCAGAAAAGUGAACAGAAAUUUAUUCCGGAAGAUGUUGAAACUAUGUCAAGAGUUAUACACGAUUUAGAGGAAAAAGAUGUUGAAAAAGAGGAAAUAAUUGAUGCAUCGACGGUUGCCACAAUUGAUGAUUCUGAAACACCUUCCAUACGCGUUCAAGGAUUGUCAGAUAACCAGAAUGCUCAAGAUGACGACAGACAGCACGAUUUUGAUGAUGAAGAUAUAGUGGAAGAUAAUGACAGUUCGGCAGUUAAAACCGAUGAUGACGAAAGUGACGCUAAUGCAGAGGAUAACAAGUUAAGAGAUACGGUUGUAAAUGGUAAACAAGGAGACAAAGUUCAUGAAAAUGGGCUAAAACUAGAGAAAGAACAGGAAAGAAAACAAGAAAUUAACGAAGAUAUAGAAAAAGAAGAACUAACAAAAGAAAGAGAAGAUUGCAAACUAAACAAAGAAGAAGAGAGCGAACAAUUAGCAAUUGAUGAAACACAACAAAACGAAAUGUCCAAUCUAUUGGAUAAACCGGAUUGUAAAGGAGAAAAUGUUGUUCCCAUGGAAACCAGUUUAAGUGAAGAUAAGUGUUCAGAGUUAUCAAAUAGCGACGUCAGCCAAGAAAAGAAUGAUCACGAACUAACCAGUAGUCGUGAUGAUGAUUCUCACAACGGUAGCCUUGAAACUUCGUCUUGCCUCAAUUCUACUGUGGAGUCUUCCAAGCAAGGAGACUCUUCCAUUGAUGAUAUAAAAAUUACUUCCCCAUUAUUGAAUUUAACGGCUGAAAAGGCCAGAGCUUCAUUGAGGUUACCUGGAAGGAAAAAACCUACCCGUGCCUCUGUUGCAACGGGUACCGUUUUUAGCACUGUUGAUAUAAAUUUAAAUGAUAAGCUUCCCAAAACCGAAAACGAUAUCAAAGCUAAUGGCCAUGAUAGUGAACCCGUUAAGAAACAGAAGCCUAAACUGCCACCAGGAGCCGUUCCAAUACCGUACAUACCCCCAAAACCCAAAGAUGAUACCCCGCCGAAGUUGAAAGCAACGAAAUUUGGAGUACCAAUCAUGCCCAUGUCUAUGUCGGCUACUAUUGCAUCAGCUGUAAAAGAGAAGGUAACAAAAGCCGAAGCAGUCGAGGAGCAGGAGACAAGUAAGAACAAUGAAGAUAAACAAACCUUCAUAAAAACAGACGACAUCGAAAAAAUAAUCAAGAAAAAUAACACAAACGACAAUCAUUCUGGAUCCCCAUUACCUUCUUCAAAACCAGUCCCAGCACCUCGUCGACCGAAGCCCGUUUUAAGGAAUGUUUCUCAAGAGGAGGCAAAUUCUAGCGUUCCAGCUUGGCAAUCUUCUUUGAGGCCGCGUCCUGUUGUUGCACCUAAACCUGUGUCUAGAAAAGAUGAACAACCAGCUUGGAUGCAAAAGGCUAAAGAGGUGGCUGAUCGAAAAUCUGCGAUUAUUACGGACACAACUGAUACAAGUGCCAAUGGAAGUAACCAACCCGUUUUCAAAUCGGAAGUAAAGGAAAAUACAACAGAGAAACCCCAAUGGUUAAAGGAAUUAGCUAAAAGGCGCGUCAGUAAGCCACAAAUUAUGGAAAAAUCAAAGACUGAAGACCAAGAGGACGAACUGCAAAAAGAAUUUAAAAUGAGAAGACAGAGGGUUAAGGAGAAAAUUAGAAAAUAUAGUGCCACUAAAAGGCCAUCAAUAGAUGAAGGUUUAUUGGAAGGUGAACAUUUGGAUGAUCGAGACGAGGAGAUUCAAAAUAUAAAUGAGGUUAACUAUCCUCAUCUUACGGCUGUUUCUUGCUUAAAAUCAAUUAACUAA
Molecule: messenger RNA, 2161 nt
Organism: Dimorphilus gyrociliatus
Lineage: Eukaryota; Metazoa; Annelida; Polychaeta; Dinophilidae
Source: the annotation of a GenBank genome assembly